Prorocentrum cordatum is the source of this 1004-nucleotide messenger RNA. NCBI's taxonomy places the organism in Eukaryota, Dinophyceae, Prorocentrales, Prorocentraceae. The record is from the annotation of a GenBank genome assembly.
AGCUGGCUGGGGGUCGGAGGACGGCUCUCCGCGGCGGCGGGGCGCCCGGGGCGCGCCCAAAGGGCCUCGGCCCCCGCCGCAGCAUGCGGCCCGCGCGCGCCGCAUGCAGCAGGGCCCCGCCCAGCGCCGCGGGCGCCGGGGCCCUGCGGACGGGGCCAGUCGGCGGCCGGGACGGUCGGUCCCUGCUCAAAGUCUGCGUCCGAGUUGCUCCUCGUGGCUUCGCCUUCCGUCCGACCCGACCGUGCCCGAGCAUGGCGUGGCCGGGCGAGCGCCGCCCGCGCAGCGCCGGCCUGACGAAGCGGCUCGCCUCGGCGGACGCCGCGGAGGCCUUGCUGCGCGGCAGGCUGCAGGACUUGGAGGGUGCGCUGGAGCUCCGGGCGGCGCGGCUGUGCAGCCCCGCGCGCGCCCGGGCCGGCCUGCUCCACCACGAGGCGGCGGUCAUGCAAGCCGAGCUGGUCGAGGAGGAGGCCCGCUCGGCGCGGCUGCGCCAGCUGCUCAGGGCGCGCCGCGCCGCCGCGGCCGCCGAGCUCCGGGAGCCGCGGGGCGCGGCCGACGGCGAUGGCGGCGCUGAGAUCCAGGCCCUGCGGUUGCGGGUCGCCGCGCAGCGCGCGGAGGCGGAGGCGCUGCGGGAGCGGCUCGCCGCCGCCGCCCGGGAGAGGGCGGCCGUGGACGAGGCGGAGGUGUGCCUGCUCCUGGCGGCGAAGCGCAGCGAGGUCUCGCUGCGGGCCCUGCGCGCGCAGGUGGCGGCCAGCGAGGACCGCGGGGCGAGGCUGGCGGCGCUCGUCGCGGAAAGCGUACCUUUGCCGUUCGCGGAGGCGCUGAAGGAGCUGUGCGCGUCAGCAAGUGCUUCUGCAGAACCUGAGCGCGUAGUGCGCGGCGCUGUGGCCACGAUGCUCUCCGAGGAGGUGCCCAUCACUUUCACCAACAGGAAAUGCUACACCGAGCCCGUGCAAGUGGUUCGGAGUUCGGGGCAGUGCGCGGACAUGUCGCAAGACUGCGUGUAA